This is a messenger RNA of Nylanderia fulva, 2980 nucleotides long. NCBI's taxonomy places the organism in Eukaryota, Metazoa, Arthropoda, Insecta, Hymenoptera, Formicidae. The record is from RefSeq and is a predicted model, not a curated record.
UAUUAUAUAUUGAUUCACAGUUCACAGAGUCAUUCGAUGUUUCGGAGCACGCACAACGACGAGCCUCUUUUUGCGGAUCAUCUGGAAACGUAAAUAGUGCAUGACAGCUGCGGACGCACGUGGCUAGUCUUUUAAAUCCUUUGGUGCUUAUUGAUCUGUUGAUCGCGAGACGUAGCUGUCAUUCUAAGAUGCGGAUAUUUCCGACCAUAAGACGUCUCUAUUGUUCCAGUGUAUACUUUCCAUGCCAUUCGUGUUAUGACUUCGGGAAGAUGCAAUCUCUUAUCAAGAAUUCGCUACGUGUCCGAGAUAUCUAAGAAACGGUGCAGUGCGGUGCAGUACGGAUGUCGUACGGGUUUUUAUCUGAUCGAAAGUACUCUUCUUCCUAUCGUGGGACAACACAUUAACAGAUCAAGUUGCAAUUCAUCGCUUUUCCUGUCAUCCAUCAGAAUGGCAUCGACAUCCAAGAGUAGCGCUAAAAACAUCAGUCAUACUGGCACAAAAAAACUAAAUCGUUUGAGUUUAGAAAAGUCGCCGUAUCUAUUACAACACGCGACCAAUCCUGUGGAAUGGUAUCCUUGGGGCGAUGAAGCUAUAGAAAGAGCGAAGAAGGAGGACAAGAUGAUUUUCUUAUCAGUUGGUUAUUCCACGUGUCAUUGGUGUCACGUGAUGGAGAAGGAAUCGUUUGAAAACGAAGACAUCGCGCAAAUCAUGAACGAGAACUUUAUUAAUAUUAAAGUGGAUAGGGAGGAGAGGCCCGACAUCGACAGAAUAUAUAUGACGUUUGUUCAGGCAAAGUCGGGCCAUGGUGGUUGGCCAAUGAGUGUUUUUCUAUCGCCGGAUUUGACGCCGGUGACGGGUGGAACGUAUUUUCCGCCAAAUGACAAAUAUGGCCUUAUAGGAUUUAGAUCGCUCUUAUUGGGAGUUGCGAAAGAGUGGGCGCAGCAAAAGAGCAAUAUAAUCAAAUCCGCUGCUAAUAUAGUAGAACGCCUAAAGGAUAUGGUCGAGUGCAGACAAGGCUUAAAGAAAGAGGAUGGGUUUCCCACAGCCGAAUGUGCUUUAUUGUGCACUCAUCUUUUGGGGAACGGAUACGAGCCGGAAUUUGGCGGGUUUGGCAGCAGAUCCAUGAUGAACGCGCCGAAAUUUCCCGAACCUGUUAAUUUCAAUUUUCUUUUCAGUAUAUAUGCUUUAACCACCUCCGCCGAGUUGCGUAAGCAGUGUUUGGAAAUGUGUCUGCAUACCCUGACGAAAAUGGCUUACGGUGGAAUUCACGAUCACGUGGGACAAGGAUUCUCCAGAUAUUCUGUGGACGCCGAAUGGCAUGUUCCUCAUUUCGAGAAAAUGCUCUAUGAUCAAGCUCAAAUAAUACAAGUCUACGCCGAUGCUUACGUUGUCACGAAGGAGUCAUUUUAUUCUGACAUUGUAGACGAUAUUGCAACGUAUGUUGCACGGGAUCUGCGGCACAAGGAAGGUGGCUUUUACAGUGCAGAGGACGCCGAUUCAUUUCCAGAGCCGCAGGCUUCAGCGAAAAAGGAAGGCGCAUUUUAUGUUUGGACUUAUAAGGAAAUUAAAACUCUUUUGGAUAAAGUAUCUGAUAACGACAACGUUCGAUUUUCUGAUCUCGUCUGCCAUCAUUUCAAUGUGAAGAAGGAGGGAAACGUGCGAAAGGCUCAAGAUCCUCAUGGCGAACUCACUGGCAAAAAUGUAUUUAUCGCGUACGAAGGCGUAGAACAAACCGCGGAACAUUUUGGCAUUAGUGUAGAGAAUACCAAAAAUUAUAUUAAGGAGGCCUGUCGGAUCUUGUUUGAAGAAAGAUCGAAAAGGCCGCGGCCUCAUUUGGACGACAAGAUUGUCACAGCGUGGAAUGGUCUUAUGAUAAGUGGCUUUGCGCGUGCUGGAGCAGCUGUGAGAAAUGACAAGUACGUCGAAUUAGCGACGGACGGUGCCAAGUUUGUGGAGCGAUAUUUGUUUGAUAAAAAUAAAGGUGUGCUACUUCGCAGUUGUUAUCGCGGGGAGGACGACAGAAUUAUGCAAAUGAGCGUCCCGAUUCACGGCUUCCAUGACGAUUACGCAUUCGUCGUGAAGGGAUUACUCGAUCUGUACGAGGCUAAUUUCGACCCGCAUUGGAUAGAGUUUGCCGAGGAGUUGCAAGAUAUUCAGGACCGAUUGUUCUGGGAUUCGCGGGACGGCGGUUACUUCUCCACGGUUGAGAAUUCUCAGAUGAUUCUACGGAUGAAAGACGCUCACGAUGGCGCGGAACCAUCCAGUAAUUCUAUCGCAUGCUCCAAUUUAUUGCGGUUGGCAGCUUACUUAGAUCGUAGCGAGCUAAAGGAUAAAGCAGCGAAGCUUCUAUCCGCAUUUGGUAAAGGACUCACGGAGAUGCCGAUUAUAUUUCCGCAACUGACAUUGGCGUUGCUGGAUUAUCAUAAUGGAACGCAGAUUUAUAUCGCGGGGAAACAGAACGCCGAGGAUACAAUCGAGAUGCUGAAUGUUAUCCGCGAGCGGCUGAUACCAGGUAGGGUGCUUCUGUUAGCCGACCCGGAGCAACAAGAUAACGUGCUGUUACGUAAAAACGAGGUCGUUAGUAAACUGAAACCGCAGAAGGGUCGGGCGAUGACUUUGGUGUGUCGACAUAAUGCGUGUUCUGUACCCAUCACAAAUCCCAGCGAGCUCGCUUCUCAUCUGGACGAUGCUGAGUUUUCCAACUUGUGAGGUCGCUCGUCAUGAUUGAUUAUUCAUGCGUGAAUGAAAUGGCGGAAGGGAGAAGGAUUUCGCCGAAAUAUUUCACCGAAAUAUUUCGUCGAUAUAUAUAUCCCCGCGCACCAUUUGCGCGCUCGUCUCUCGUAAAAAGGAUUUACCGUAUUAAAUAAUGCAACAUUAGCCCGCAGAGAGACUGGCGUAGCGAGAGUCGUCGUAGCGUCCGCGGUAUAAGCGCGGGCGGAUCGAUAACGUGUCGCAGCCAAAUAAAGAGAUGUAUCCAGUA